Molecule: messenger RNA, 3341 nt
Organism: Cryptomeria japonica (Japanese cedar)
Lineage: Eukaryota; Viridiplantae; Streptophyta; Pinopsida; Cupressales; Cupressaceae
Product: protein STICHEL
Exons: 5
Coding region: 469-3033 (854 amino acids)
Biological process (GO): DNA repair; DNA-templated DNA replication
Cellular component (GO): DNA replication factor C complex; nucleus; DNA polymerase III complex
Molecular function (GO): DNA clamp loader activity; DNA binding; DNA-directed DNA polymerase activity
Source: RefSeq, a predicted model, not a curated record
GGUGUCAGAAAUAUAAUUUUAACACACUGCAGAGCGGCUAGAGUAAUGGUGCUUUAAUGGCUAUAUUUUUCAGCUGGGGUAGCGCGAAAUUCGACAAUCACAAGCUUUUUUGUGAGGAUCAUUGCAUAACUGAGGAAAGUGUUUUUAUUGAAAUAAGUAAAAACGAAUUCAAAGGUUUUUUAUGGUUGUUUUAGUCAAACAUGUCAUUUUCCUUGCAAAUAAACCCUGCAUCAAUACAGACUACAGAGAAAAGUAUAUCUUAAUAAAACUCGGUGCAAAAAUUUCAACCAUGUUGAAAAGAUAACGUUUUUUAACAGUUGAUUGCUACGUAAACGCAAACAUUUUUUUCAAAGCCACGAACUACGUUGGAAGAUCAAACGAUCAAUGCCCAGGAACAGUCUUUUUCCAGAUACGUUACUACUUGAAACCUUAAUUGCAUUUUAAAAGCACAGCAUUUGUAACACACGAAUGAAGAAGAGGCACAUUGCAAUGCAAAUGCUGAGAAGUAUGUCAGGAAAGGAUAAAUUUGUAGAUAGAAGAUGGAGGAAAGCAGAAUUCUACUACAAGCAAAGAUCCAGCUCUUUCAGCAGAUACCAAAACUGUUUGUGCUCAGCCAGCGACUUGGAGGCAGAAACGGCCUUCAAGAUGCAAAAUGGCAUGACAAACAGUUCAAGAUCUCAGGCUCUCACACGAGUAUAUAGCAGAAACAGCAGAGGUCAUAUAAAGGGCCCUAGUCCCGUCAAAAGGCUCCCAAAAGGGAGGAGAAGUGGUAAGAGCAGUUGUGAAAUUUCUUCUAGCUUAAGAUCAUCAUAUAAUUUUUACAAUGGGUCUGAAAAUUGCUCUUUGAAUUCCUCAUGCAUUUCAAGCCGCGGUGAAGGGAUCAGCAGAAGCUGCAACUUUUCAUAUGAUGAAUGCUGUGAUAAGAACAAGUAUCUGAUAAUGGAUCCAUUACAUGCAUCCAAGAGCACAUCCAACCAUGCAAAGCAGUGCGCUUUUGCAUUGCAUGGAAGGAAAGAAUGGAGAAACCACACAUUUCAUUCAUUUAAAAAUCAUGAGUACCAUGAACAGCUGGGUGAUCUUGAUCAAAGUGUGAGAGAGAUCAAAGAAAAUCAUGUGGGUUUGAGCCAAAAAUAUAGACCUAAAUCCUUCAAUGAGUUUGUUGGACAGGAAAUUAUAAGGAAAUCCCUUAUGAAUGCAAUACUGAAACAAAAGAUUGCUCCCGUGUAUCUGUUCUAUGGGCCGAGAGGAACAGGGAAAAAAUCUGCUGCAAGAAUUUUUGCUUCAGCUUUGAAUUGCUCAUCUCCCGACGCGAGAAUAAAACCCUGUUGCAAAUGCAGAGAAUGCUGUCUUUGCCUGUCGGGGGAAAGCCCUCAUAUGGCCGAAUUAAAUGCGGCUGGCAAUGAUGGUAUUGAAAUACUUAAAUUAUGCCUCGAAACUGUAAAGUACGAUCAUAUGGCUUCUGGGUACAAGGUGGUUAUUGUAGAAGACUGCCAUGAACUCAGUCCGGAGGCAUGGAGCACUUCAUUCUUGAAAUGCAUGGAAAAUGCUAUUGGGUAUUUGGUUUUUAUUCUGAUUGCAGUGGAUUUAGAUUGGAUUCCUAAAACAGUAAUGUCCAGAAGUCAGAAAUUCUGCUUUCAGAAACUGAGAGAUACAGAUAUAUUGAAUAGGCUUAAGAAAAUCGUGGUUGCAGAAAAUAUCAAUAUUGAAGAGGAAGCAUUGCAUUUAAUCACAACAAGAGCAGGCGGUUCAUUGUGGGAAGCAGAGACAGCAUUGGAGCAGUUCAGCCUUCUUUCCUCGAAAAUUACCCUUUCAAGGGUUCGCCAAAUGAUUGGUUUGUUGCCAGACGAAAAACUGCUUGAUUUACUCGACUUUGCCUUAUCAGCUGACAUUGAAAAUACUGUGAGAUGCACACAAGAGAUCAUUGAGUGUGGAGUCAAGCCACUUGCGCUGGUUUCUCAGUUAGCAACUCUGGUUACAAGCAUUUUGGCCAGUAAUUGCCUUUCAUCAAAGGCAGAUGAAACCCAAAUUUCAAUCGGCAACUCUUCCAUAUCGAUGGACAAAACAGAGAAGUUAGGCCGAGCUCUUAAAAUCCUUUCAGAUGCAGAAAAGCAACUGAGGGCUUCAAAUGAGUGCGUUUCUUGGCUCACAGCUGUCCUUCUACAGUUUGGCUCAGAUGAGUUGAAUCCAAAUCCCCACCCAGCAAUAGAUACAAACACAACUCAUACUAAUAUGGCCUUGUAUAAUCAGAACCAGAGGGAGGUGUAUGAAAUGGAUCAUGCUCUUGAAGAGGAAAUAGCUCAUCACAUUGAUCAUUGGAAUGUGUAUCAAGCUCCACACAAAGUUCCCUCAGCAACCAAAUCCAGAGCAUUUGAAGAUAAAGAUUCCAGAAAUGUAGAUUCACUUGAUACAAAAUGGUGCUUAGCAGAGAGUUCAAUUAAUCCUUUCUGCAACCAGGGUACAAUCAAAACUGUUCACUCACAUGAUACUCAAGGAAUCAUUUUUCCAGUGCCAUCUUCAUCACAAAAUUGCACAAGUGAAGCAGAAAACCUGGAUCUCAGACCUAUGAGCCCAUGCACAGUGGAAGAGAUAUGGAAAAGAGUGCUGAAAACAAGUCAGUCUACUACUCUUGAGGACUUGCUGCAAGGUCAGGGAAAAUUGGUGUCCCUAUUGUUGUGCCAAGCCAACGCAGGUGCAAUAGCCCAUGUGGAACUCAGAAACCAUCAGCGAAAAGCAAAAGUGGAAAGGUUAGAGCUAAGCAUAUCCAAUGCAUUACAAGAAGCUCUUGGAUGCCCUGUUGAGGUGAAAAUGAUGGUUCCUUCAUGUUGUGAAAAUAACAUUCCAUUGGAUGGCUCCAAUUCUAUUCCUUAUAACCCAAAAGCUACAUUGCAUUGCCACGAAAGUAAACUGAAUUCCUCGAAGCACAGAAUUUUGAGAAAGAGGAGAAAAUUUGGACUCCCUUUUAACUGUGUGCCUUGCCUAAACUUAAGCUGUAUCUGCUUUUCUCUUAAAAGAUGUCUUUGUGCGGACUGUUAACACUAGGCAAGUCUAUACAUUUACUACUUCAAAAAAAUAUACCAACCCUCAUGAAAGUUAAGUGUAAGCCGGAAAUCAUAUGGAAGUCUUUCUACAUGAGUUAAAUUACUACUGAAUAGCAUAUAGAUUCAUUUCUAAGAGAAUUAUAUUACAGUUUAUAUAAAUGAGUUUUGAAUUCACUGCAACUUCUAUUUGCAGUAAGUUGAAAAGAGACUGAAAUUGGUCUCCUAUCCAUGCCAUCUUGUAAGAAGAGGAGGUGAUGACUUGAUGAAGAGCCUAUCCUAUAUAUGUAUAUAUAUACACAAACA